Messenger RNA from Tripterygium wilfordii, 1239 nucleotides. RefSeq names its product glycerophosphodiester phosphodiesterase GDPD4. Gene Ontology annotation, molecular function: phosphoric diester hydrolase activity. NCBI's taxonomy places the organism in Eukaryota, Viridiplantae, Streptophyta, Magnoliopsida, Celastrales, Celastraceae. Gene Ontology annotation, biological process: lipid metabolic process. The record is from RefSeq and is a predicted model, not a curated record. The coding region runs from base 73 to 1071 and encodes 332 amino acids. The transcript has 9 exons.
UAUGUGAAGGGCCGAAGAUUGAUCGUCACCGUGUGUUAUGUGCGUUCUUCGGAGUUUGGGGGUCAAGACGAUAUGGCGAUCGCCGGUAGCAUGCGACGGAGGCAACAACAACUGCCGGUACAGAGGCAGGCUGGGGUCGUAAACCGGUUUCCCUUCAGAUUUAGAUUUACUUCGCGGAGAGCCUUACGUUUCAUCGUAGUCAGCCUCGCUUGUGUCGCUCUCUUUCCCCCCAUCUUCUUCCACUUCAGACUCCGCCACUUCCGUCAGAUGCAAUUAAGGAAGUGUGGUUGGUUGAAUGAUCCUCCACUUGUAUGUGCUCAUGGUGGUGAUGCAACCAAUGCAUUCCCCAACACUAUGGCUGCUUAUGGUAAAGCUCUUCAUUCGCAAGUAGACUGCAUUGAGAUUGAUGUUUCGCGUUCUUCAGAUGGUGUUCUGUUUGCACUUCAUGACAGGGAUUUGCAGCAGAUGUCUCGUAACAUUACUUCUAGAGUUGGGUACCUUAGCACGAAGGAGAUAAAAGAACUAAAUGCUUCUCAUUGGUCAGCACGGAGCUCUCAUGAUCAGACAGUUCCCACUCUUGAAGAUGCAUUGAUGUUGGUGUCAAGUUCAGUUCGGCAGGUGAUUCUGGAUGCAAAAGUUGGACCUCCUUCACAUGAAAAAGGACUUGCCAAGGAUAUUCUUUCUGUUAUCAAAAGAGCACAUUGCUUGAAUUGCUUGGUUUGGGCCAAGAUUGACGAUUUAGCUCUGGAUGUAAUAAAACUAUCGUCAGAUGUUACGGUAGGCUAUAUUGUUAUGUUGGAUCCUUCUACUGGCACGAGGAGCAACUUGUUGAGAAUGAAAGGAGCUAGAGUUGUUGGUGUUUACCAUCCAUUAAUUGAUGAAAAGCUUGUGAAGAUUCUGCAUGGGAGGAAUAAGAAGGUAUAUGGGUGGACUGUUGAUGAUGCUGAUUCUAUGCAGAGAAUGUUGUAUGAGCGGGUAGAUGGUGUUGUGACGAGCAACCCAACUCUAUUUCAACGCACAAUGCAAGAUGUCAGAACGCAGUGUCUUGAAGAGGGUUUUUCUUUGGCAUAACGACUCCAAUAUGUGUUCAUCAGAUUACAUCCUGCAUAUAACUUGUUCCAAAUACACGAUUUAUUAUCCCAACUGCGUAAUGCUGCCAUAGUUGUUUUUAAAAAAUAAUAAAUGAGUAAAUCCAUCUUCUUUCCGGGGGAUAAUUGCAGUAUGCAAAAUUAAAGACUA